CCCAAGCUUUUACAUUUUACUAAAGAGCCCAAUUUCAAAAAAUUGAAUCAGGGUUCUUUCGGAAUCAUUAAUCAUAACGUAAUAAAGAGCUAAAAUUGGGUUUCCAAAGAAAAAAAAAACGAUUUUUUCGAAAUCGAAAAUUGUGAAAUUUGUGUGUGAAGAUUUGAAAAAGUCCUCUUUUUUAUUCAUCGAGUUACAAAGUUUUUAAUACAAAGACAGGACAUAGUUCCUGAAUUGUCUGUUUUUCAAAUCUAUUUCUCGGAUUUUUUUGUUAUGAAACGAGGAAAUUUCGAAUCUCCCUCAAGUUCUGAUCUUCCUUCUUCAUCAAGAUUCAAACUAAAUCCCGAAGGUGAUUCUGAGUUUUUAAAAGAUGAUGAUAGCACCAAGAAUUUUGCUCGUAAGGUCGCUGAUCAUUACAGUAGAAGAACAAAUCAAACUUUAGAAGAAAGAGAAUCAAGUCCUAUCAUUCAUUUAAAAAAACUUAAUAAUUGGAUUAAAAGUGUGUUGAUUCAGCUUUAUACUCGUCGUGAUGAUGCAGUUCUAGACCUUGCUUGUGGGAAGGGUGGUGAUUUGAUUAAGUGGGAGAAGGCGAUGAUCGGGUACUAUGUUGGUAUCGAUAUUGCUGAAGGAUCGAUUGAAGAUUGUCGGACACGUUAUAAUGGUGAUGCGGACCAUCAUCAUCGCCAUAGAAAGUAUAGUUUCCCAGCCCGUUUAUUGUGUGGAGAUUGUUUUGAGAUUGAGCUUGACAAGAUUCUUGAAGAGGAUGCUCCUUUUGAUAUCUGCAGUUGCCAGUUUGCUAUGCAUUACUCUUGGACAACUGAGACCCGUGCUAGACGAGCCUUGUCAAAUGUUUCAGCAUUACUUCGUCCUGGAGGCAUCUUUAUUGGAACAAUGCCAGACGCCAAUGUUAUCAUAAAAAAGCUUCGAGAAGCUGAAGGUCUGGAGAUUGGUAAUAGUGUAUACUGGAUUCGUUUUGGUGAAGAGUAUUCUCAAAAGAAGUUUAAAGCUAGCAGCCCCUUUGGUAUCAAGUAUGUAUUUCAUCUUGAGGAUGCCGUUGAUUGUCCUGAAUGGAUUGUGCCAUUUCACGUCUUCAAAUCCUUAGCAGAAGAGUAUGAUUUAGAGCUGGUAUUAGUGAAGAACUUUCAUGAGUUUGUGCACGAGUACAUGCAAAAACCUGAGUUUUUGGAGCUCAUGCGAAAGCUUGGUGCUUUAGGUGAUGGUAAUCGAAACAAAAGCACACUAUCAGCGGAUGAAUGGGAAGCCGCGUAUCUCUACCUCUCUUUUGUGUUUAGAAAGAGAGGACAAUCUGAUAGGGCUGGAACAAGAACUGCAGGAAGGAAUAACAAUGGGAAAAUGAACAUAUCGAAAGACGAUAUUUUGUAUAUUAACAACGAGGUUUAAGUCAGAGUGUCCACAACAAUGUCCCUUUUGGAUUUGUCUUGAGUUUUUAUUGUUAAGAGUCUUGGAAAAUGCUACUUUUCUUGUAGCGUAGCCAGUUUUUUUUUUUUUUUUUACCAAUUGUAAUAGAAAA
Molecule: messenger RNA, 1531 nt
Organism: Arabidopsis lyrata subsp. lyrata
Lineage: Eukaryota; Viridiplantae; Streptophyta; Magnoliopsida; Brassicales; Brassicaceae
Product: mRNA cap guanine-N7 methyltransferase 1
Exons: 13
Coding region: 274-1401 (375 amino acids)
Biological process (GO): 7-methylguanosine mRNA capping
Cellular component (GO): nucleus
Molecular function (GO): mRNA 5'-cap (guanine-N7-)-methyltransferase activity
Source: RefSeq, a predicted model, not a curated record